UAAAUUCAUUAAAUUUUAUAAAAAAAAUGUAAUUUUAUCACACAAACUUUAUAAUAAAUGCAUAGUUUCUUAGUAUUUGCGAAUGUUAUAAAUUUAACUAUUUAAAAAUGAUAGUACGGAUAUUUACAUACCGUACAGUUAAAGGAUAAUGGAUGAUUCAAUUUCCAUAAAAAACGAUUCCGAAAAAUUGAACACAGAUUUUAAUUUAUUUUUCACGGUCGAAAACUGUUCUUUUCCGAGCGCAUCAAAACACAAAAGUACUGUAAUCAAAUACACAAAACUGCCUAAUUUCGAAUCUGAAGAACAAUGCUCCCAUCUGAAUUCAUUACAUCCACGAUUUCGUCGAAUUGUUACACUUGAGGAUCAACCAGUUCCAACAACUAGGUCAUUAAAGCAAAACUUAGUAACCCCUGUGAACAUGUCUAACAGUUAUCCAAAACGGAAGAUUAAAAUUAUAAAUAUAGGACAUGAGGAGGAAACAAAUAGUUUCUCAAAUAUUGCGAAAGAUGUUAAGAAGUCAGCGACUCCUAAAACAUCCAACAGGCUUUUAGGAGCUGAUUGUGUUGAUCCAAAGUCAGAAAAACAAGACUUGCUUAGUACAGAUUCAAGAUUAAAGAGAACCAAAAAGUAUUCAGAAGAAUUGAGACAACAAUUAGCAAAGAAUAGAGAGUUAAGUAAAGGAAAUGAUUCAGUAAAAGUCAAUAUUAAUAAAAGCAAGCAGUUUGAUAACAAACACAUAAAAAAUGACAUGGACAAAAAGGGAUUGAUUAAAGAAAAAGAUAUACAAAGCAAAAAUAAGAAUAUUAGCAAAUAUUCUAAAAAUAGUUUAAGUAAAAAUAUAAUUAUCUCUGUUGAAAAUGAAAAGGAAGCACAGUCUAUUAAAGAAACUUUGUACAAUGAAUUAGAUAAAGGAAAUAAUCCAGAAAAUAAAAACAAUUUGAAGAAAUUUCAACACCAACAUAACAAAUUACAGCCAGCAAGUUCUGUAAAUACAAAUAAAAAACAACCAACCAACACACCAUAUGAGAAAAUACAAAAACCAUCCAAAAAAGAUGAAAGCUUCAUCCAAAAAAGAUCAAUGAAUGCUUCGAAACAUGUAUCAGUAGAAACAGACCCACCACCAAUUCUGACAGAUCAAAUUACACAAAUUGAUAAUCAUUUUGAUACCCUACUUGUGAGAAUGGAAGAUAAGAAUACAGAAACAGAUGUAAUUAAUGAGAAAUUUGAUAGUCUUCACAUACCUGAUGUUGCACUAACAAAGGAAAUAAAGGAUUCGACUGCAGAGGAAGUAGUUAAUUUCUAUAAUACAUCAUUACCAAAUCUCAAGACACCGAGCACUGAUAUUUUUGCAAUUAAAAGUGAUAAAAAUGUCAGUGAUUCUCACAUCAAAAGUUCAUCUUAUAUAAUUGGACGGGCAACAGUUACAUACACAAGAGAACAAAAAAUUGACAUUCAUGUUGUUAACAAAGAAGAAAUACACAAUAAUCUGUCUCCGACUUUAGCUUAUCCUUUGAAUGUAAUAUCAGUUUAUAAAAAGGAAAUCAAAAAUAAGCAAUCUGAUGAUUUGCUAGUAAAAUCGAAAAAGAAAAAUAAAUCCCGUUUGAAUUCUAAAUACACAAAUGAUGUAAAAUUUGAUAGUAAGACAAAUAUCUCUGUCAACAAUAAAUUGAUGAAACCAUCGGAUAUAUUAAGUACAAUAAGGCUUAAUAAUAGUUUUUUACGAAGCGAAUUUAUAUGCGAACAAUUCCAAAGGGAACUCAAUUUUAUUGAUUCAUUCUUUGAAUCUCUGAAUUAUUUAGAAAAAUUGUCUGAAAAGUACUUUGCUGAUAUGAACACAAGUUUGACACGCAAUAAACAAUUUGAAGUUAAUGAUUCUGGUUAUAUGUGCAAUUUAACAAAGAUUGCAGAUAGUUCAAAUGUUGAUGAUAAUGAAACAAUGGCUUCAAAGAGUCUUUGUCAGCUUAAUUUACUCAUUCACAAUGAGCAAAGAAGAGCGAGAGAUUUCUUGUUUGUGUUGAAGAUGCAAGAAGAUGUUCUAAAGGAUUACAUCAAAUCUCAAAUGCUUUGGUUAGAAAAGAAGAAAAAGCAAGACAACAUAGAUAUAUCAGCUCUGAAGAAAAAGCAGCGUGGUGCAUUGCUCAAACUGCAGCACGAAUGUGGUGAAAUGCAAAGGAUGCGAAAAGCCUUACUAACACUAUCAGAGAAACGAAAGGUUGCGCUCAUGAAGACUAAGAAAAACAUUGAAAUGAAAUUAACCAACAAUGUGGAUGUUAAACAAAUAAUUCUUGGUAAAAAAAAGUUAAAGCGGAAUUCUUCUUCAGAUCGCGCUGUGGCACCAGUGAAGUGUUUCGAUCUCUCCAGUAGUGGAUGUGAAGAUUCUACUACUUCUAAGGAACUUUCAGAAAGUGCUUGGUACACUACGUUAACUGCGGACAACCCACUUAAUCUUGAUGUGAAAAGUGCUACAAGUGCGGAGAAGAGCAUACAAACUGGCGACAGUAUCUUAGCAGCUGAUUUACCUGCACAAUUGAUUGUCACUACAGCUGAAAACUGCAUAGCUGUUGAUGGUGGCUAUUUAAAUAUUCUAUUUCAUAAUUUGUCACUACCGCAAAUAUUCAGCAAUGGUAAACAAUAUGAAGUCAAUGAGGAAGCUUUAAAGAACAUAGUCAAUUCAUCAAACUCACAUAAUAAUUUGUCAAAAGACUCGGAAGCAUUUGAAAAGUUCAUGGAACAAAUAAAAAAUCCUGAUACUGACGAAAGUUCAGGAUCCACUGCUCAUAGCUUGGUUGAAGAAUUCGAUCAUUAUUACAAGUGUCUUGGUGAUGAAGAUAAGUCACUUACAAAUUCACCUGAAUAUGACAAUGAAUGUGUACAUAAUGACGGUGAAGUACAAUCUAGUAGUGAGGCGAAUAGUGAUGUUUGUGAUCAUAGCAGUGUAACAAUGAUAACAAUGGAAAGUGAUGAAAGUUUGGUGAAGAGAUUGAGUAAUGUGUACGGACUUGAUAGUACAUACAAAUAUGAGCCUGCAAUGUUGUCUGUUGAGAUACAGACAAAUAGUAAGGAGAUUGUUGGUGUCAGUGUUGCGGGGCCAUUGCCAGUGCCUGCAGGUGCCGCUGCUCCAGUUGAUGACCAACCUCCUGAUACACCGGUUUGGCUGUCUUCAAAUAUAUCUGUUGAGAAAGAGAGUUCCAGCAACGAUCAAGUAUUUUCUUCAAACAUGUCAUCCACAUCACAGUAUGCAUCACCAGUUCUCUGUGAGGCUGAAGAGUUGAGGAGACAACAGUUAGCCAUUGAGAGAGAGAUAAAGGCUUUGGAACAACAACAGUGUCAAUUGUUAGUUGUUCGUGAAAUACCUGACAAGCCACCACCACCUUACAUUCCACCAAGCGAAGUUCGAAUGCCAAAACCACCGAAAAUGUUCCUACCAGAUAGUAUAUCUGAAGAUAAGAUACAAUAUUGUAUGGACACAAGAAAUGAAUUGUUGGACAUAAACGAUCCAUUUGAUGCUUUCUUUAAUGAUUUUUGUGAGGAAAGUGAAGUAAGACAACAUAUCGAGAGGAGCGAUAAACCAUGGGAUGCUUGCAAUUUGUUGCCACAGAAACCGCAGCCGGAUACAAAGAAGAUAGUCAGUAAAACUUGUACGGAACUGAAGGAAGUUCUGUCUGGUGCAACACCUUCUUUUGUCUCAGCAGGUAUUAGUUCAAGACGUACAGACCACAUUGACGAUAUAUUGUUUGCUGAAUGGAGACGUUGUGAACCGGAGUGGACAUCUCUUCACACAGAAGAAGCUUCUGUCAAGAACCAAUUAUUUGAGAGUAUAUUCAACAAACUAAUCAAUGAAACAGUAGAUGAAUAUAAGAAAACAGUUUGCACAGAUAGUGAAGAAAAGAAGUAGUUUUGUAGUUGUUAACUAAAUGAAUUUUACUUAUUCUAUACUAUGUCCGAUUGACAUCGAAUUAAAUCGAUUAAUUUAUUACUUAAAAAUCGAUUAAGCCGUUUUGGCUAUAUACCAUCGAAAAGUAUCACAGUACUUUUUGUUGGAGAAAAAUUAACUUCAUGAGCUAAUGAAGAUUUUGCUAAAUAUUGUUAUUGUUAAUAGAGGCUGAGAAAAUCUGUUGGAUUUAUGAUAGUUGAAGUUGAUGUGUUGUAGGAAAUAUAUAGAUGCUAAAUGUUAUGAAAUGAUCUUGCAUGUUAGUUUUUAGAGAUUAUGUGCUCUGGACAGAGAUGUAGUCUGUUCUUGAUAACUCUAGUUGCAACCUUGAAUAUAGAACUAUUUGUAAUUAUGUUAAAAAGGCGGAUGUAAUUAUGGUGAAUAAUCUAAUAUUUUUGACAAAGGUAUUCAUAAAAUAUUAUUGGAUAUUAUCAAAGUUUAUGACAAACACAAUUUUUUUUACAAUAAUAUAAUGUGAGAAAUUUAUAACCGAUAAGCCCAUAGACUUUGAUGAAUUGUUGUUGCAUUACCUACUUUAAAUGGAGAUGGGGAUGUAUAGAAAGAGGAAUUUCCCUUUCCUUUCCUGAUGAGUCCACUUCCCACUACCUUGCUUGUUUAAUACCGUUAAUAAUUGUUGUCAUGUAGAAUUAUUAUUUUUACUGUUGCCAAUGUAUUGCAGUUAUCGUAUUUUGAUUAUUAAUAAGUGUACCACGUGACUGAAUUUUGCACAUGUACCAAUUUAAGCUGGUCUUAUAUACACAUUAUAUUCUGUAACUCUUUCAUUGUUAAUGUAAAUAAAUUUUAGUCAAAUUUAACAUAUGUUAGUAUUAGGUUGUUUCAAAGCUUAGAGGAAUGACUUUUAUCUGUUAUCCGUUAGAAAUAGUUGUUUAAAAUGUCGUAAACGAAUAUCACACUUUUACUAGUAAUGUAGUCAAGUAGAAAAAUAUACAUUAGAAAUGCAAAAAACAUUUUUUUUUUGCAAAUUAUACAACAUAUGUAAACAAAAGUAUAUUCUCAAUAAACAGUAGAAGGAAA
Molecule: messenger RNA, 4966 nt
Organism: Papilio xuthus (Asian swallowtail)
Lineage: Eukaryota; Metazoa; Arthropoda; Insecta; Lepidoptera; Papilionidae
Exons: 9
Coding region: 149-3895 (1248 amino acids)
Source: RefSeq, a predicted model, not a curated record